Zasmidium cellare ATCC 36951 is the source of this 714-nucleotide messenger RNA. RefSeq lists its product as uncharacterized. The record is from RefSeq and is a predicted model, not a curated record. The transcript has a single exon. The coding region runs from base 1 to 714 and encodes 237 amino acids. Lineage: Eukaryota; Fungi; Ascomycota; Dothideomycetes; Mycosphaerellales; Mycosphaerellaceae.
AUGAUCCCGGCAGUCACCUUCAUGGACUGGCUUGAAGAGCGCCGCGACGAGCGAGAGUACCACGAGAAGGGAUAUCUCGCCCGUCAUGGCAAGAUUCCACUUUCGACUUUCCAAAUCAACGGCAUGAUCCCAAGAGUCGGCGGCAAGAAGCUUGAUAUCGAGUCCUUCAAGCUGUACGACGACGAGGGCAACGAAAUCCGGUUCGACUACACCGAGGAGGGUAGAGAUCAGGCCUGGAAAUUCCUGGAAGAAGCCGCCGAGCGGCGUGGAGAAACGCUCAUCCGCCCCAUACCGUUCAAGACGAAGGGCAUACGGGGAAUGGUGAAGGACGAGAUUUUGGGAGUGUUCUCCAAGGUCGGCAAAGCGAAGAGGGAGAAGCGCGCACAGCAGGCAGCGAUGGAGCUGAUGGCGACGAGGCCGCAGGCGACGACUUCGCAGGCCAUCUUUUGCCAGACACCAGAUGCGGGCACCCCCAUGCCACCAGCACGACCUGUCGUCAAGGCCAGACCCAAGGCUGCGGGCUCAAGUCACACUCCUCGUACCGUCGCGAGUCCGUCCAGAUCGCCAGCGAUGGCGCGUCUGCCAUCGUCUGGCUACGACUCUGUGCUUGCUGACUCCGGUCUCGAGAUCCGCCAAGGCCAGUCGCAGCAAAAUGAGGAUAUGGGGGUGGGUGAGGGAAAAGGAAGAGUCGUUGCAGUCCAGCCAGAAGAUUGA